This is a messenger RNA of Lithohypha guttulata, 2019 nucleotides long. RefSeq lists its product as uncharacterized. Gene Ontology annotation, molecular function: oxidoreductase activity; copper ion binding. NCBI's taxonomy places the organism in Eukaryota, Fungi, Ascomycota, Eurotiomycetes, Chaetothyriales, Trichomeriaceae. The coding region runs from base 1 to 2019 and encodes 672 amino acids. The transcript is spliced from 2 exons. The record is from RefSeq and is a predicted model, not a curated record.
AUGCUAUUCUUUCAAUUAUCAAUACUCUACUAUUUAAUAGCCUCGACCAGUGCGACCAGGCUGAUCAAGCAUGACGAGAGUUUUAUUCCAGACAUAGUCCUCCGUGUGGGGUUGACCACCAUUCUACAAAGUUGCGAACCUCGUCUAAGUGUUGUUGUAAAUGGCACGUAUCCUGGACCGCCCAUCUAUCUGGAAACUGAUGUGACAACGUGGGUCAGAGUCUACAAUGACGCGGACGUCAAUACUACCAUGCACUGGCAUGGCUUAACCCAAUCGACCUCUCCAUUUGCCGACGGAACACCACUAGCCUCGCAAUGGCCGAUACCUCCUGGACACUUUUUCGACUACGAGCUUCACCCUGAUAACUCGGAAGCUGGCACAUACUUCUACCAUACCCAUGUUGGUUUCCAAGCCAUCACAGCUAACGGUGUCCUCAUCGUCAAAGACCCUGUUGCACCUCCAUACCAAUACGACGACGAGAUCAUCCUUCAUAUCGGCGACUUCUACCCUAAGGAUGACCACGAGCUGGAGACUAUGCUUACGUCUUCGCCGCAUCGAUGGACUGGUGACCCGGCCGCCCUUCUAAUCAACGGCCAGAGUGGUAUAGCCCCGACAGUCGAGAACAUGACGCCGGACAAGUCGUGCCAACCACACAUUAUCAACGUACAACCUGGCACCACUUACCGUCUGAGGGUGAUUGGUGCCACAGCCAUCUCAAUGGUUACCUUUGCCAUCGACCAUCAUACGUCGCUGGACAUCAUCGCAGCUGAUAGCUACUACACUCAAAAAUACACGACCGACCACAUUCAAGUUCAGACUGGUCAACGAUUCGAUGCGCUUUUGACGACAAAAUCACAGGCUGAACUCGAUAAGAUGGGCAACAACCAGUUUUGGGUUCAGUUCGAGACGCGCGAAGCAGGCAGUGUUCAAAGAGCCUAUGCUAUCCUUAACUACCAGACCACUACCGCCAGAGGACCACCAAAAGCCCGACGUGACCAAGCAACAUAUACCUGGGCGCCUGUGCAGGCUCCAAGCUCUGUUAGUCCUGUACCGGUACCGACGCAGAUCGAUGUCGACCAGCAAACACCGUCCAAUGCGACACUGAAAUAUGACGACAUUGCCUACAUCCCCAUCAAUCCUCCACUCGAAGUUCCCUACUCACCAGACUGGCUUGAAUAUGCUUUGGUGAACCUACAGCUACCAUGUUAUUUGGAGCCUAUCGAUUCGUCUGAGGUCACGCGCCGCAUCGUCGUGGGCUGGACUCAGCUGGCUAGCAAGAAACAAUCAGGUCGGACAGUCUAUCUUGGCUCAUUGCCUGGACAAGAUCCAGCUGCUGGGGAAGGAUAUUCAUGGUUUGAUGCUCAGCCAUCUGGACCAAGCUACCCUACACCGUACCUUAUCGACAUUUACAGGCACGGCCAAGCUGGAGCACCAGACUAUGAGCGUGCAAUGGCCAACGGUGGAAUUGAUCCAGUACUGCAGGCUUGGCCGGCGCGAAUUGGAGAAGUGCUGGAAAUUGUGUGGCAGAACGAAGCAUCUGAUACGGGCAAGUAUGGUAUCCAUCCCCUGCAUGCACAUGGAGGGCCAUACUUCGACAUCGGGUCUGGUCCAGGUACCUAUGACCCUGACGCAAACAAUGUCAAGCUCGCAGAAUCUGGGUGGAAGGGUACACUACGGGAUACCACCAUCCUUCCUGCACCUGCACCAGGUGGUAGGCCGUAUUCAGUCAAUGGUUGGCGGGCGUGGCGUGUCAGAAUCACCAAGGCCAAUGUUGGUGUCUGGUCGAUGCACUGUCACAUCUUGCAGCACGUUAUAAUGGGUCAGCAGACCAUUUGGGUCUUUGGCAACGCUGGUGAUAUUACCAAGGGCAGUAAUGGGGCACAGAGCGAGUUGCAAGGAUACUUUACUUAUGGCGGUGAUGUCGUCGGAAGUGAAGGUCAAGGAAAGCGUGGACUCGAGAAGAAAUGGCCCACCGUCGCACACUUUUUCGAGCCAACAGGACCUAGGCGUAGGAUAUGA